GGCCAGAAACGGCAGUGGCAGCAGCGUCCGGAGCAGCCGCAGCCUUCUGGAAGCUCCAGGCGGUCUUUCUGCCGAGCCUCGGUCCCGGCCCCCAUCCUCCCCGCCCCAUCGGUUGUUGUCUGGGCGGGUGAGUGUCUCCCCCUCUCCCACCAGCGUUUGCUGGCUCACCCUCCCCUCGCCCCAGUUUUUCCUGGGGGCUCCUCAGGCUCUCGGGGACUGCGGCGGCUGCGGCAGAACAGGGCUGUUUCUCGGGCUUGGCGUUUCCUCGGCCGGGCUGGCGAUUCUGCACCGGGAGAAGCUCCGCUGCUGCCGAGCCCGCGUCCCCCGCGAAGAGCCUGCAAUUGGGUAUUCUCUGCAGGAUGUCAGAGUCGGGGCUUUGCAGGCAAGGGCAAGAUUUAAACAGUCAAGUAAAAUCAAGCUGGGUAAUCAUGGCAGAAGGUGGAUUUGAUCCCUGUGAAUGUGUUUGCUCUCAUGAACAUGCAAUGAGAAGACUGAUCAAUCUGUUACGGCAGUCCCAGUCCUACUGCACAGACACAGAGUGUCUUCAGGAAUUACCGGGACCCUCUGGUGAUAAUGGCAUCAGUGUUACAAUGAUCUUGGUAGCCUGGAUGGUUAUUGCAUUGAUCUUGUUCUUACUGAGACCUCCUAAUCUAAGAGGAUCCAGCCUACCUGGAAAGCCAACCAGUCCUCAUAAUGGACAAGAUCCACCAGCUCCUCCUGUGGACUAACUUUGUGAUAUGGGAAGUGAAAAUAGUUAACACCUUGCACGACCAAACGAACGAAGAUGACCAGAGUACUCUUAACCCCAUUAGAACUGUUUUUCCUUUUGUAUCUGCAAUAUGGGAUGGUAUUGUUUUCAUGAGCUUCUAGAAAUUUCACUUGCAAGUUUAUUUUUGCUUCCUGUGUUACUGCCAUUCCUAUUUACAGUAUAUUUGAGUGAAUGAUUAUAUUUUUAAAAAGUUACAUGGGGCUUUUUUGGUUGUCCUAAACUUACAAACAUUCCACUCAUUCUGUUUGUAACUGUGAUUAUAAUUUUUGUGAUAAUUUCUGGCCUGAUUGAAGGAAAUUUGAGAGGUCUGCAUUUAUAUAUUUUAAAUAGAUUUGAUAGGUUUUUAAAUUGCUUUUUUUCAUAAGGUAUUUAUAAAGUUAUUUGGGGUUGUCUGGGAUUGUGUGAAAGAAAAUUAGAACCACGCUGUAUUUACAUUUACCUUGGUAGUUUAUUUGUGGAUGGCAGUUUUCUGUAGUUUUGGGGACUGUGGUAGCUCUUGGAUUGUUUUGCAAAUUACAGCUGAAAUCUGUGUCAUGGAUUAAACUGGCUUAUGUGGCUAGAAUAGGAAGAGAGAAAAAAUGAAAUGGUUGUUUACUAAUUUUAUACUCCCAUUAAAAAUCUCUAAUGUUAAGAAAACCUUAAAUAAACAUGAUUGAUCAAUAUGGCAGAUGAUUUACAGUCCAUUAUAUGACAUUUGUAAGCCACUCAACACUAGCCUUACAAGGUUCAUGAAAGGAGGAAAACAUUAAUUCUUUCUGCCUUUGCUGAUAUAAUCCACAUAGUAAUAAUUUAAGCUAUAAUUUAUUUUUAAAAUGAGUGCCUCUUGGGAAGCUUCUUUUCUGUUCUAACAGUUCCCUGUUAAAAUGAAAAUCUUAGGCCAGUGCAGUGGCUCACACCUGUAAUCCCAGCACUUUGGGAGGCUGAGGUGGGUGGAUCACUUGAGGUCAGGAGUUCGAGACCAGCCUGGCCAACAUGGUGAAACCCUGUCUCUACUAAAAAUACAGAAAAAUUAGCCAGGGUUGGUGCAUGUGCCUGUAAUCCCAGCUACUCAGGAGGCCAAAGCAGGAGAAUUGCUUGAACCCGGGAGGUGGAGGUUGCAGUGAACCAAGAUCGCACCACUGCAUUCCAGCCUAAGCAAUAGAGCGAGACUCCCUCUCAAAAAAAAAAAAAGAAGAAAAUCUUAAAGCUGUAUUAGGGCCUGUUAGGUUACUGAUAUUUGAAUGCCUAUUUACUUAUUUACUACAUUGAGUCUUUUGUUAUCCUCUGACCUAUAAAAUAUUUUAAUAAAUUACUGGUUUACUUCAAGGGAAAAGAAGGAAAAUGAGAAACAUACAUCUUUUUUUCACUCCUUAUCUCAUUCCUGUUUGGUGAUGGGAUGGAUUGGGGUAGGAAGGAAUGUUAAUAUGAGAGAAAUUUUAAAAUGUAUAAAAAAGUAAAAGGUUGUAUUGUUUUGCUCAGUUUGAAAUAAAGUGAAUACCAAUAGCACUUAAAAAUGUCUGCAUGGGCUGGGCACGGUGGCUCACGCCUGUAAUCCCAGCACUUUGGGAGGCCGAGGCAGGCGAAUCACCUGAGGUCAGGAGUUCGAGACCAGCCUGACCAACAUGGUGAAACCUUAUCUCUACUAAAAAUGCAAAAAUUAGCCAGGCAUGGUGGUGUGUGCCUAUAAUCCCAGCUACUGGGGAAGCUGAGGCAGGAAAUUGCUUGAACCUGGGAGACGGAGGUUGCAGUAAGCUGAGAUCGUGCCACUGCACUCCAAUCAGGGCGACAGAGCGAGACUCUGUCUCAAAAUAAAUAAAUAAAUAAAAAUGUCUGCAUGACCCAUAUGGUUAUGAAGUUUUUUUCCUAGCAAAUGAUUGCAGAUUAUUUAUGGGGGCUAGAAGAUAUUUUGCUAUCAAUGUAAGGAUUUUUUUCCCCUUAGGUCAGUCUAUUCACUGUUUAGAUCUGGUAAAUUACUUGUAUGAAUUGAAUAAAUUCUCUGUAUCAUUGUACUGUUUAAUAGUCUCUGAUACAAUUGUGAUACUCAUAAGGUAUUUUCCCCCCUUUAUUAUGAUUACAUUCUAGAUCAUAAACAUUGUAAGGGCAUCUUUUCAUUAUAUAAUCCAAUAUUGAUUGUUUGAAUUCCUCCUUGUACAUCCUGGCUUUGUGCUCAAUUUCUUGAAAUAAUAUAACCAACUCUAAAUUACUUGUGUUAAUAGAUCGGUAACAUGACACAGGUAAGUUAAAUCCUGGAUAAAUGAGCCCCACAGAAUAAAGGUUUUUCCUCUUGCUGUGGCCUACUGGAAGCCUUCCUAACUCUAUAGCUGGUAAAGUAGAGCAGAAAGGGCCAGAAUGGCUUAAGAUGGAGCUAAAUCCCUAUAGCAUUCCAUUUUCUGCUCUUGCCUCUUGAACUUAGAAGGCUUGCCCAUAUAUCCUAACAAUCUGUUCUCUGAGCUGUUAGGCCAAUCCCUGGCAAGAGAUAUUGAUGUAGUCACUGAAUCUAUGGCUCACAAAUAAUUGAAAAUUGGCUUUGGGAGCUGGGCGCAGUGACUCAUGCCUGUAAUCCCAGCACUUUGGGAGGCUGGGGCAGGUGGAUCACUUGAGGUCAGGAGGUUGAGACCAGCCUGGCCAAGACGGUGAAACCCCGUGCCUACAAAAAAUUAGCCGGGUUUGGUGACACGGCCUGUAGUCUUAGCUACUCGGGAGGCUGAGGCAGGAGAAUCGCUUGAGCCUGGGAGACAGGUUGCAGUAAGCCAAGAUCACGCCACUGCACUCCAGCUUGAGUGACAGAGUGAGACCCUGUCUCAAAAAAAAAAGGCUUUAGAAGGCUUUAUUGGAUGAAAUGGCUGAAACUUGGAUACAGAAUGUCUAGUAUUAGACACCUAAAAAUCUGGAUUCUUUUUGGUUGUUGUUUUGAGAUGGAGUUUUGCUCUUUCGCCCAAGCUGGAGUGAAGUGGCGCGACCUUGGCUCACUGCAACAUCCACCCCCAGGUUCGAGCGAUUCUCCUUCCUCAGCCUCCUGAGUAGCUGGGAUUAUAAGUGCCCACCACCACGCCCAGCUAAUUUUUGUAUCUUUAGUAGAGAUGGGGUUUCGCCAUGUAGGCCAGGCUGGUCUCAAACUCCUGACCUCAGGUGAUCCACCCACUAUGGCCUCCCAAAGUGCUAGGAUUACAGAUGUGAGCCACCGUGCCUGGCCAGAAAAUCUGGAUUCUUAUUCCUAGUUCUUCAUUUCUGUCACAUGCACUUAGUUGACAUUACAUCUACAUAUAUUAGCUUUUUCCUACAUGAGCCAUCUAUUUACUUAGUAACCAGUGUUCUUAAUGAAGUAUUUAGUCUUGGGUUUCUUGUAAAAUUUCUCUGCAUUCCUUAGACAGUGUACUAUACAUGAAAUAUUCUUGUUGACCUAGUAAUUUAUAUUAUUCCAUUUAAUUCUUAAACCUAUGGCCUUUUUAUUGAGCACACUCUUAAAUCAUUAUUUGGCUUGUAAACAUUCAUCUGAAGUGUGGCUACAAUCCUCUUUAAAUAAUCUAGGAAAAAAGAAAGAUAAAGCUUACAUUUUCACAGUUUUGGCUCUUAAACACAUUCCACAAAUGCCAUUAAGAAUUUAUUUUGUUUUAGGCCAGUCAUGGUGGCUCAUGCCUGUAAUCCCAGCAAUUUGGGAGGCUGAGGCAAGAACUGCUUGAGCCCAGGAGUUUGAGACUAGCCUGGGCAACAUAGCAAGACCCUGUCUCUACCAAAAAAAAAAAAGUUUAUUUUGUUUUAGAGUCAUUUAAUGUGUUUUUAUGCACAAUAAUAGUGGGAGGUUGUUUUGUUGCAUUUGUUUGUUUGUUUUGUUUUGUUUUGUUUUGCUUUCCAUGUGGGAAAAGUUAACAUUGGAACUGUUUCUAGUAAAAGAUUUUUUUCAGGCUGGGCACGGUGGCUCAUGCCUGUAAUCCCAACACUUUGGGAGACCGAGGGAGCUGGAUCACCUGAGGUCAGGAGUUCGAGACCAGCCUGGCCAACAUGGAAAAACUCCAUCUCCACUAAAAAUACAAAAGUAGCCUGGUGUGGUGGCACAUGCCUGUAAUCCCAGCUACUUGGGAAGCUGAGGCAGGAGAAUCACUUGAACCUGGGAGGUGGAGGUUGCAGUGAGCCAAGAUCACGCCAUUGCACUCCAGCCUGGGCAACAAGAGUGAAACUCCGUCUCAAAAAAAAAAAAAAAAAGAUGUUUUUCAUUUUUUUCAUGUUAUCUAUCCAAGCACUGUUCCAUGGUCAGCAAGUCAUAUUUCAUAAUGUGGAUUUUCCAAAAUAAUUAUUGAAUACAGCUAUUCUAUGGCUACUUUUAGUGUUUUUGUGGUAUGUGGUGUGGGAGUGUUUAUGGAAUUACCAGUAUCUUAAAUUUUCAAAGGAACCUUGGAAGUCUAUCACUCUAAAUGAAAGUCUGUCACUCUACAUGAAUUAUGUGCUCAAAUUUGACCAACUCAGUUUAAGACACAAAACAGUAAUUUGAAGAAGGAAAAAUGAAGAGAGUUUCUAGUUUAAUGGGUUAAAUUUUUGUUGUUGCAAUAGUAAGUUUAGUCUUCUUAUAAUAUUUCUAAAUGAAAAAUCAUAGGUAUUUGUUACCAUGUGUGAAGAUUAGUUUGUUAAAAGCAAAAGUGGUCGUGUGAUAUGCUAAAUGUUAAUUACUGAUUUUAUAUGUUUAAAUCACGCCAAACAAAUUAUGUCUGUGCCAUCCAGGGUCUGUUGUUAAUCUUUUUCUGAGUACUUGGAUUGGGAUAAAGGGCUUGUACUAUGCACUUUUUAUUAAUGAAUAAAUAGAAAACGUUAGUAACACUUUGUGUUUUCUGUUUGGCUUUUGUGGGAAGAGAAGCAAGCAUCUUUUGCCUAGUAGAUGUUAACAUUGUGUAUUAAACAGUUUCUUUGUAAGACCUAACUAAAGACAUUCCUAAGAGAGAACUUAAGUUUUAAGAAAAGUUGUGAGAAAAAUAUUCAUAAAAUAUGCAGUAUGGGGCCAGUAUUCAGAAGUAGAGUUUCUCUCUUGGAAAUUAGAUUGCAGUCACAUUUCUUUGGUUAUUUUCUUUCUCUCUCUCUUCCUAGAAUACCAGGUAAAAUAGACAUUUACUUUGAGGGACUAAUAUCCAAUAGUGUUAAUUAUUUAAGCAGAUAUAUCUAGCUCAAAAGGAACCAGACAUGUCACUGUACCAAAAACACACAAAAGUGAAAAUUUGCUUCUGUUCUGUGACCUAGAAUGUGUCCAGACAUUAAAGGUCAUGAAUACUCAUAUACAUGUAAAAAUAGUAACACUGCUCUGGCAUGAUUUUGACGUCAGUGUUUAUGUAAUAACUUCAGUGUUAUAUUUAAAAUAGAUAAAUUUGUGAAAUAACAAUUUCUUGGAGACAGUCAACUUUUUAUGAUUUAAUCUAAAGAUUGUCAUGUACAUGUCAACGGAUAUCUGAAUCCUCAGUGAAACUGUUAAGUUUUCAUUAAAUGACUCUGCUGCAAUACUAGUUUUCUUCUCAGAAAAUGGAAUUCAAAUAAAAUAAGUUUUUUGGUCUUGGCAUUUCACCUGAUGACUUUCUCUGUUCUGGAUCUCAAUUUGUAGAGUUGUUGGGGGUUCCCCCCCCUCCAAAAGAUGCUCCAUAAACACCAACUACAAUUAUCUUUCAUGAUCAUAUUUUUAAAAAUUGGAGUUACCUGUGUGAUCUUUUCCCAUUAGUUGCUUGUAGGGGACUUUAGUGUGCGUAUCUCUUCUCAGACAAAUGUAUUAUGUUCGUUCAAUAAACACUUCAACAAA
Messenger RNA from Homo sapiens (human), 6518 nucleotides. It is a transcript of the gene SMIM14, whose product is annotated as small integral membrane protein 14. The record is from RefSeq and is a predicted model, not a curated record. Gene Ontology annotation, cellular component: endoplasmic reticulum membrane. The transcript has 5 exons. The coding region runs from base 360 to 728 and encodes 122 amino acids. Lineage: Eukaryota; Metazoa; Chordata; Mammalia; Primates; Hominidae.